Molecule: messenger RNA, 3270 nt
Organism: Mauremys reevesii (Reeves's turtle)
Lineage: Eukaryota; Metazoa; Chordata; Testudines; Geoemydidae
Gene: CEP95
Product: centrosomal protein 95
Exons: 23
Coding region: 281-2995 (904 amino acids)
Cellular component (GO): spindle pole; centrosome
Source: RefSeq, a predicted model, not a curated record
GCGGCUAACUAUAAAUAACUAUAAACGUAAUCAAUGUUUUAAAAAAACCCCGAAAUGGUGAAAACACCAUCGAGGCCGGGUAGAAAAUGAAAAAAAAAAAACGCGCUAAAAGCAUGAAAAACGGAGAAAACCCAGCAGGAAAUCCCGCCCCUUCCGGCUCCGGCUUGGCCAAUCGCUGCUGAAGGAGCGCUGUCGCUGUAUUUAAAUAUCCUGGAAGGGGGAGGGGAGCUGUAGUCGCCAGUUAGGAGCUUCGGCGUCGUGCCCUACUGAACACCACACCAUGGGCAGCCCUGAGGAGAGAGAAUGGGUUGAUGUCGCCAAUGAUCUUCUUAUGAAAUGUCAUAUAAAUCUGCAUGUGACGAAGCUCACAGAAUGUUGUGCUAAUGUAUUUGUUGGUCUUUAUGAGUCGAUCUUGGGAGAAAAAGUACCAGAUUUCAUAGCCUCUCCCAGAAGCCAAGAGGAUGAUGCACAUAAUGUGCAAGCAGUAAUAGAUUCUCUGGCAUUGGACUACUUGCAGGUCAGCUUGUCUCACAUCACUGGAGAGAACAUUGUGAAAGGAGAGAGAGAAUCUAUCCGAAAUCUGUUAGAAAUAUUUGAUGGCCUGCUCGAAUAUCUUACAGAACAAAUCAGUGAAACUUCUUCUCAGAAUGGGGAUGAACCUGACCAGCUAGCUAACAAUGAAAUUCAAAGUGCGCUUCAAGAGCAGCUGGAAGGUGACCUUGAGGAACCUGUGCCACCUCUGAAACUCCCAUCAGUUGCGGAGUCUUCCCAGUCAGAUAUUUUUGUCCCAUCUUGGGAGGUAGAAGGAUCAGAAUCUACUAGUGAAUUAAUCAGGCUUGGGGACACUGCUCAUUCAUUUUCUCUAAGAAAGGAAGAGUUCCAGCUCCCUGAAUUGUUGCCAGCAGAGAGAGAGAGGUCUAAGGAGAUCAAGGAACCUGAAGACGCUGAGGCUACUGUGGCAUCUUGUCAACUUGUGACAUCAUCUAGUCAGCUUUCCAGCUUCAGAAGAGCACUUGUAAAAGAGAGGGAAGGAUCAAUGGAUUCUGUUAAUUCCACUGAAUUUCUCAAAGAGAAUUUGAGUUCCAGUGCUAAGAAGCUUGGGGAGCCCAUACGCCCAGCUAUUCCUUUGCAACCACCAUAUCAGCCUCCUGAACCCAGGCCUCAUUAUUCAACGGGAAGGGAAUACCAAAGCUCAGCCAGACAGUCCCUAGGUUUCGCUAAUAGUCAUGGACUUGAAGCUUCUGUUUUUGCAGAACCACUUAGACAGGAGUCAGCUACUUCUGAUAGUGUUCCUCUGUCGAGACUCACCCCUGUUUUUCCAGUCGGAGAUAAAGUGGUGUCAAAAGAUGAGCUAAAUGGCACAAAUGAUGUGGCCAAGGCUCUUGAUGUGGCUGCCUCACAUACAUCAACUACCUGCUUACACCAAGACAUCUCACCAGGCACUGACGAGGUAAUAUCAGUAGCACGAAUCACAAAACCUGAAACAAGAAGUCCGCCUAGUGAAAAAAGCAGAUAUGAAAAUUUUAUCACAGAUUCAUUUGGAGAGGAGCCCUUUUCCUGCAGAAAGGCAAAGGAUAAGUUAUCUGAGCAAGAGCUGCAUGAAAUGUCAGAAAAACUCUCUCACAGGUUAAAUGAACUAGAUUUAAUGUUAAAGAGAGCUUUGGGGGAGCAACCCAGGGAAGAGAUGUUGACAGAUGAAGAUAAGCUGUCUCAGCACAGUGACAGUGUCAUGGAUUAUCGGGGAAGGAAACCUCACCCAGCUACCCCACAUCCAAAAAGACUUCUUAGCAGACCACGGUCCCUUUCUCCAUCUCCACCCUCAUCCAGGUAUCUACUUCACUCUGAGUUUGAAGAUGCACUUCAGAGAGAUGCCAGAGGCCAGAUGGGGAGAAUGCGCAGGCAAUUGCAAAAGGAAAUGGACCAGAGAAGAAUAAAAGCAAAGAUGAUGACUAAAGCCUAUGAAGAGGAAUUAAGAAUUUUUGAAGCUAGAGAGAAACUGGGCCUCUCCAAGCUAAGAGCAAAAGCCAGGGAAACGGAACAAGAAUACCAAGAAAACAUCUUUAAAGAACCUCCAAAAAUGCCUCUGCCAGUGAAAGUUUAUUCUAGAAAAACUACACCUCGGAUUCCCAAACAGAGCCAGUGGAUUCCAAGAGGAGGGUUUGCAAAGCCAAAGAAAGCAACUCCGAUGAAAGUAAAGGACAAUGACCUCCUCCCUCUGCUACUGGAAGAGUUUCCAUACCUGCAUAUUUCCCAACACUCUAUGAACAAAAUGUGGCAACAGCAGCUUGCACAGAUGGAACAACUGAAGUCUGCUUCUGGCAAAGACAGAUCAAGACUGAAACUCCAAAGUGAAGUAGAAGAAGCACUGAAGAAGCAUGACCUCCUUGUUGACAUCAUAAAGAAAGAUCAAGACCAUCACAAGAGACUGCAAGAGUUUAAGCAACGCAUAUAUCGGCAGAAGUUUGCUAAGAAUAAAAUGAGAGAGAAACGUCAGCAAAUUGCUCGAGCCAAAAAGUACUAUGAAGAUUACCGCGUUCAGCUGCGUGCCAAAAUGAUGCGGGCUAGGACACGGGAAGAAAGGAUAUUUAAGAAUCUAUUUGAAGAAGGCUUAGAAAUUCAGAAGCAAAGGCUGCAGGAGCUGAGAACAUAUAGUAAAGAAAAGCGUGCUGAGCAAAGAAGAGUACACCAGAAUGAACUGGAGUCCAUGGAGAACUACUACAAGGAUCAGUUUUCAAUGCUGGCAGAAGCUGUAUCACAAGAACGUCAAGAAAUCCAAGCCAGAGAGAAAGCACAAGCAAAAACACUGCACAAAACAAAAAGGGAGUUAAGAUCAAAGAUGGAAAAGGAAAUACAGCAGCUGCAGACACUGAUAACUCAAAAUGACGAUGACUCCUUCUUCCAAGAGCUGGAAGCAGAACGACUGAAAUCCAGACUUCAAAUGGCUUCUUUUCAGUAUAGCAAAAGCUAUUUCUUGAAUUCUGUUCAGAGUAGCUAAAGCCAGCAGGAAAGUCACCUCUUCACUGAUAAAGAGAGAAAUUCUCCUUUGAGACAUGUUGAUACUCAAGUGGCUACUGUUAAAAGCCACAGAGGGAGCUGGGAGAAACAAAGUAAAGUGGAACCUCAGCAUUAUGAAGUCACCAAUCAACCAACCGCACACCUCAUUUAGAACCAGAGGUAUGCAAUCAGGCAGCAGCUGAGAUUAAAAAAAAGCGCAAAUACAGUAUUGCACUGUGUUAAACCUAAACUACUAAAAAAAGGAAAAGCACCGUU